This is a messenger RNA of Chelonus insularis, 1989 nucleotides long. Its product is annotated as Krueppel-like factor 7. Gene Ontology annotation, biological process: regulation of transcription by RNA polymerase II. NCBI's taxonomy places the organism in Eukaryota, Metazoa, Arthropoda, Insecta, Hymenoptera, Braconidae. The record is from RefSeq and is a predicted model, not a curated record. The transcript has 3 exons. Bases 245 to 1315 code for a protein of 356 amino acids. Gene Ontology annotation, molecular function: DNA-binding transcription factor activity, RNA polymerase II-specific; RNA polymerase II cis-regulatory region sequence-specific DNA binding.
UCACUACACAUACACUCGAGAACACAUUGUGCGAUCCGACUUGCAAAAGCUUCAUUACUCGUCGAGCCUCUCGAGUUGUAUCAAGCUUACACAAAGAGUUUGUUACUGUGUAUUUUUUUUAGUACACCUAAGAUUCAUUAUUACAUGAAUAAUUUUUUAUUUUAACAAAGAUUUUUAAAUAAUAAACAUCCUCGAAUUUUAUUAUAUUUAUAACUGUUCAGUUACAUGUUUAUAUUCAUUUAAAAUGAAUACUAGUUCUGUACCACUGUCUCCACCUGCUUCACCACAACUUAAAUAUAUUCAUUUGGAACCUUUGCAGUCAUCAUUUAGCGUAGCAGCGCUAUUGGGUAAUAAAUUAGUAGAAAAAGAGUGUUUGAAGCCAAACUUGAAAAGACACAACGAUGUUGAUGAUAAUCUUCCGCCCACGCCUCAACCAUCCGAUACUGAAGAGGAUGAACAACCUUCAAACAAACGUACUAAAGUUGAUCAAUCUCAAUGUGAAUUAGCAAAGUUAUUAUUGGAUAGAACGCCUCCAUUGAGUCCAGAAUCCACUCGUGUUUCUGUUAUAAUGCGCGCAAAUAAAGAUGGUACCUGUAGUCCUGCAAAUUUAACUUACACCGAAAAAUUAGUAAACCCUAAGAAACCAACUAAUGGACCAGAAACAGAGAAUAUAUUAAAAAGCAUAAAAUACAAAAUGAGUCUUCGUAAAGAAGAGAUAAUAGUUAAUAAUAAAAAUACCGAUCGUGAGAUUCAGAAUCAAAAAUUACAACCACUAGCACCUAAACCAGCUCCAAUCACAAUGGUUACUGGUCUUCUUGGCACACCUCUAGUACUACCAUCAACACCUCUAACAGUUUUCGUGACUUCGCCACCAAUAGCUUCAAAUGCCUGUUCGACAGUAAAUAACUUAGGAAUACGUCGUAGAGUUUAUGAAUGUGAGCAUCCGGGUUGUGGAAAGAAUUAUUUUAAAUCUUCACAUUUAAAAGCUCACAAAAGGACACAUACGGGAGAAAGACCAUUCCCAUGUCCCUAUGAUGAUUGCGGAAGAAGGUUUUCCCGGAGUGAUGAACUUUCGCGACAUAAAAGAACACAUACUGGUGAAAAAAAAUUUGUCUGUUCUGUAUGUCAAAGGAGAUUUAUGCGCAGCGAUCAUUUAGCAAAACAUGUAAAACGUCACGCACGAGAUAGGAGUAAUGCAUCAACAUCUAGCGUAGUUAAUCAUCAAUCUCAAAUCACAUCGACAACGCCGCUACGAGUUAAUUUUCUUCCCGUACUUGCACCAAAAAUGGAAAAUUUAAAAACUUUUACAUCUUAAGUUGGAAUCAAAGAAGUUAUUAUAAUGGCAAUUCUUUCAUGUACGGUAUUACAUUGUAUAAAAUUUAUUUCUAACAAUUUUUUACAUAAGUUUUUAUAUUAUUUUUUAAUAUGUCUAAUAAACUUUAAAUAGCUCCAAAAUUGUUAGAUUUUAAAGAAAAUUCGCUAUAAGUCAACAUAAAGGAAACUCUGUGCAUGAAAGAGUUGAAAGCCAAUAUUGACAUUGUUCUUCUAGUCGAGGAAUAUUUAAUUUAUAAGUAAUUAUUUAGAAAUAAUUUUCCAUAUAAUUUUACAGAGUAACUAUUAGUACUUAACAUAAUGUUUAAUUUAAUAUAACAUAACAAGUGUGUCUGUGAUCUAUGUGUUAAGCUCCAAGAUGAUAAAACCCAGAGAAACUGAAGAACUUAAGUAUUUAUUUAGAAAUAUGACGGGUAAAAUAAAAAUUCCUUUUUUUUUUUUACUUUAACAACAGUAUCAACGUACAAGCUUAUGUAUGCAAACAAAACUAUAAAUUAUCAAAAUAACUAUGCAUCUAUUAUUAAUACGUUCAGAGGGAAUAUUAAUAUAUAAUUAAAUUACAGGCAAAUAGAAAAAUCCAAUCCCUCCAAUUACUAAAGACUUAUAGUGAAAUUUUUGUACAUAAUAUGUAAUAUAAUCUUAUAUACUUUCGUAAAA